Messenger RNA from Pseudonaja textilis, 1937 nucleotides. The record is from RefSeq and is a predicted model, not a curated record. Lineage: Eukaryota; Metazoa; Chordata; Lepidosauria; Squamata; Elapidae.
GCGGCCAGCACGAUACAAUUCUUGCGGUGAGAACCAUGGGAUUAAGCCACCCAGUCCAGAACAGUACCUGACCCCUCUCCAACAAAAGGAAGUUACAGUGAGGCACCUGAAAACAAAACUGAAGGAAUCAGAGAGCAGACUUCAAGAAAGAGAAAGCGAAAUCAAGGAACUUAAAUCACAACUGGCACGCAUGCGGGAUGACUGGAUUGAAGAAGAAUGUCAUCGUGUGGAGGCCCAGCUUGCCUUGAAAGAAGCUCGGAAGGAGAUAAAGCAACUCAAGCAGGUCAUUGAAACGAUGAAAAAUAGCUUGGCUGAGAAAGACAAAGGGAUUCAGAAGUAUUUUGUGGACAUCAACAUCCAGAACAAGAAAUUGGAGUCUUUGCUUCAGAGCAUGGAAUUGGCCCAAAGCGGCUCUUCUCGUGAGGAUCAGAGCUUAGAAUAUGAAUGUGACUUGUCACCUGACAAGUCUUUCAGCAUGAGUACAACUUAUUCCAAGACAGAAGACAGCAUGUUCACAGAGAACCAUUCAGUGGAGGCAGAUAGUGGUGUACUGCUCAGUGAUGAUAUUGUGAAUGGGAAUGACAUCUUUGAAGAAACCAUGUUUGCUACCACUCCUGAAUUUGGUCACCCGACUCUUUUUACAUCUUCUACGUUCAAUCACCUGGAUCUUGUGCAAGGCGUAAGCAACUCCCAAGUAGAAGAUGAUAAUUAUAGUGAAGCCAUGGAACAAGCUGUUCAGGCUGAUGUAUUGCUGUACAGGUCAGGCGUGGAGCAGCUGAUUGAGAACAUAUUCAAGACACAAGAUGUUUGUCCAAUCAACCCAUCUCCAGUUUUGGUGGAAUCCAGUGUAUCUUGCCCUGAAAAUAUCUCAGACUUGCUUGUGGAUUUGACACCAACAGAUCCAAAUUCUGCUAUCCUCUUAUCUCCAUUGGAACCCAUGCCCAGGGCCAUGGAUUCUCGAUAUUACAAAAACCGAGUCAUGAAGGAACUUGAUUUCAUAGACUAUCACACCACAACCCUUGGAAAUGUGACAAAGUUGUCCGAGGGGAACAUUGUCAAAAGGUAUUGGAGCAGCAACUUCCUCAUAGAUCUGUUGGCCAUUGGUGCCCCCAUUGUGCCGACAAUCAUGUGGAUGUUUAGUACUAGGAGGGGAGGAACAAUUCCAAUCUUCACUUUUGGAGCAUUGUUUCGUGGCUGCUGCCUGCUGGCCUUAAAUUCUCUUCGUCAUGAACCAGUUAUUCUUCAACGUUAGAUGUCACUGUCUUGAAUGGUGUGCCAAGAGAUUGUAUUCUGGUGGAUAUAUAGUGAGGCCAUUAAACAAAAAAAAGUGGUGUGCAUCAUGGUGAAUCUGCCUGUUUUGCUCCUAAUUUUGAUUUGCACUAUAUUUAAUUGAGAACAUGUUUGUUGUUUGAAAUUGAAGGCAAACUAUUGAUGGCAUGGAGACAUGUUUCCAUUAAGUGUAUACACAAGUGCAUUUAUAGCGCAUGAUCAGCACUUUCCAUCCCGUGGUCAGAUGUAUGGAUUGUGAUACCAAAUAUUUUCUGAUGUGAGGGUCAGGUUCAUUCUUUCAAAGGCAGCAUAUAUAGUCCCAGCAUGUGUUGUCUACGCUUCUUAAUGGCACAAUUGUGAUGCAGUCACGCUCGCAUUCCAUUCAUCUUGUGUACCCAGGGAUCAUAACCAAAUCUGCCCCCCCAACUUAGUGUAUUCAUGUAGAUGGGUGGGAAUCUUGAAUUGUGUUAUUUUGUUUAUAAAUAUGGCUGUGAAUAUAUUUUACUGAGAUUUGUCUGAAGUCCUAAAUGAAGUCUUACUGGAAGUGUAAUGUUAAUCUAUGAAGGAAUAUUUUAAAUGUGUGAUGUAUUAACUUAUUUUUCCUCUUGUUUAAUAAUCUUUUCAAAAACCCUUUGAAUCACAUGUAAAUAAAGCAUGCUGAAACUGAA